AGAGUGUUCCUCACCGGCCUCACCGCUGAUUGCCUUGGAAGACGCCAAGGGGCACAAGAUGUGCUGUGCUGACCGCACUUGAAGCUUGAAGUCCCACAUCCUGUGUUCGCUUACUUUCCGAAUAGUAUAUAAAUUCCUCUCUGUUCAAGGGAGCUCCACAUCACUCUCAACCUAACCUCUACUUCAAGUUUCGCGAAUUAUCUCAUGGACAACUACAGUGUCGCAGACAACACUACCGUUGUUGGUGGCUCCUCUGUCGCCAACCGUAAAGAUCUCAAGGACCGGAACGGGUCUGACGGGUCUGAUUUCCCUACCAAACCUUCACCUUAUGGCCAGCAUCUCAAGGAUGCGAAACCUCGCGGUAACGACUUCUCUAAAGUAGACGAGCUUGUGGAAAGGCCUUUCUUUGUGCCUAUUGGCAAAGAUGGCUUGACGGCAGCCCUUCAGAAGCUCGACAUCCAGCUCCAGAACUCUGGAAGAAAUAGAAUUCUCUCAAAGAAGUCGCCUACAGACUGGAUAGGUAGUGAAGUUAGCCCCGGAUCUUUAGGACUCGUGAACCACGGCGGCCUGCCAAAGGUGCUCGUUCGCCCAGGCCGAUACCCGGGUUUCCCGCUGCGCAACUGGUGGGCACGUACCUGGUGUGGUACCAAAGGGCUGUCAGACACGUCAAUUGAAUUUCAAGGGUUGACUGUUGUACAAGUCUCCCAGAACCAGGCUGCAGUCGUUUCGGAUCCGCAGAAUCAAAUUUUUGUCGUUAAGAACUCGGGGUUUGUUGCUUAUGCCAUUGAAGGAACAUACGACGUCUUGGCCAUCGUAGAUCAAACACAUCUUUCAAAUGUUAUGAAGGACAGCGUCACUGGAGCCACUCUUGGCUGGACACAUGAGGUCACAAUGAAGAGUCGUGUCGGUGGCCAACAACAAGACUAUGUCGUUGCUCUCUUCUUGAAUAUACCGGCGAAUAACUGUGCCAUCCUUCAGCGCGGUGAUGACCUCGAGCUCCUUCCAGCAGGUCAACACUGUAUGACGAACCCAAAUGUCACUUUGCGUGGAAUGUACACGCUUGGUGAAAACCAGCUUGAGAUGCCGACAAAAGACAUUCUCACUCGUGAUCAAGUCCCCGUUGGGCUAAGAAUCUACCUUAAAUGGCAGCUUGUCGAGCCCUUGAAGCUUACGACGCAUGGAUACGCCACACCUUAUGAAGCGCUCCGGGACAAGACACAGUCGAUUCUAACUCAAAUCGUCGCUCAUCUUGACUAUAGCUCUAUGGUCAAGCAGCGAUCGUUGGGGCCUGACAACAUGGACGAUGGGACAGAUCCUUCGUCUGCGUUCUUGGAUGCUCUCCGUACACGUGCUAUGGACGAGAUGCAUGAAGCCGCAUUGGAAUAUGGCAUUGUACUCAAAGAUCUGGCCGUUAUUGAUAGACAGUUCAAGGGUGAAAUCGCGGCCACCAUGGACAAGCUUACCACCAGAGCCCUACAAGCUCAAGUCGAAGCCGCGAACGUGGACAGGGAGAAUAGCAACAAGGUCAAGCAAGAAGAAGGCGCACUAGCUGUUGCUCGCAUCAAAGCGCAGACUCGCAAUACACAAGCAGAUUCCGAAGCAUACAGUGUCAUCGCAGCCGCCAAGGCGAAAGCAGAGCGGACCAAGAUUGAGGCGGAAGCGGAAGCGGAAGCCAUUCGCCUCACUGCCGAAGCAGAGGCUGAAGCCUCCCGUACCAAGGCGAAUGCGGAUGCCAGUAUUACAGACCAGUUCGCUCGCGAGAUGGGUUUGCGCAGAGUGGAGGUUUCUCGUGUGGAGGCGUAUGGGGACAAGACAGUGUUCGCCCCGGCAGAGGGACCUGCUGGUCAAAUGAGCAGCGCACUUGCGAUGGGCAUGGCUGCGCGUAUGGGAUCUGAUGCCGCCACCAAGCAAUAACUGUGAUUGAAAUCUUUGAGACUUGUGUUUGAAGGUGUCUAAUUAGCGUUGCAAAUUUCGUCCUUUAUUUAUGCAACCCCGCCGAGUUUAAGUGGGCAGUUGAACCGUGCAGCAUUGCAUGUACUAAUUAGGAGUAACUUAUCGAAGUCUAGUUAUGUCAGUGUCUCAGAAUACAGUUUUCCG
Molecule: messenger RNA, 2097 nt
Organism: Coniophora puteana RWD-64-598 SS2
Lineage: Eukaryota; Fungi; Basidiomycota; Agaricomycetes; Boletales; Coniophoraceae
Exons: 17
Coding region: 205-1914 (569 amino acids)
Biological process (GO): carbon fixation
Molecular function (GO): ribulose-bisphosphate carboxylase activity; magnesium ion binding
Source: RefSeq, a predicted model, not a curated record